GGUCUUGGAAUGCUGACCCUAAAAAGGCAGCUCAGGAUGCUUCGUGAAGACCCUUCUAUCGGUGAACCGAUGCCUGUGCAUGUUGUGUGCCUCCGCUCAAUCAUGAGUUACUUGGUCGUCCUAUGUAACGACUAAUUUUUUGCAAGUAGGCUUACAAAAAGAGGAAUUUCCACUUGAUUCCUUCUAGGUACGGAAGCCAGUAAAGUAAGAUUUUCUUCUUUUCCAUUGACAGCAAAUAACACCAUUUGAGACCAUUUAACUAUCGCUUGAAUGAAUACUUGCCAUUUCUCAGCCUAUUAUUGGGUGUUCGCAGUUCAAAUCACUAUGCCGCGGCACUUUGCGUUUGUAAAGCGGGUUGUUCAAGACUUUGUACCGAAUGUAUUCUUAAUCAAAAGUUCGGUCGUUAGGGCGUGUACUAAGUAACUUUGGGUGUUACCUGGUCGCUUGUUAGACGCUUGAUCCUCUUCUGUAUUUUCGAAUGGACAAAUGCGAGUCCGAUGAUCAACAUGUAAACAAGAGCUCUCGAGUUAGGUAUACUCGGGCCGAAAUUUUGGAAGUUAAGAAAAAUAACGUCUCGUCGAUCGAAAUUACUGAUGAGUUUUCUCGUAUAAAUGCUUCCAUUUUACGUUCAGCUCGUGGAAGGACGAAACCUAAUAAUCCUACUAAAUCUCAGGGUGAAAGAACACGAGAUACGUCUAGCAUAAUUCUAGGCCCUCAGAAGCGUACAUGGAACACUGGUUGUCACGUUUCUCAGCAGCCUCCGGGUCGUGAGCUGUCUGAUACGAACGCACCCACUCGUUGGCCAAAGUUUAGUUCGGAUCAUCGUUCUUCCGACAAACAUCAUGCUAGAGCAGUUACAGACCACAGGAAAGACUACCGCUCAACUGACGUUCGUGGUCCUGGGCAUUCGGUUCGUGGCCGUGAUCGUGGUUCGAGUAAACAUACCGAAGGAAUACCUUUUUCGAAAAAUUACGGUAAAGAUGAUCGAUAUAGUCGCGAGCGCAGAAUUUCCAAUUCUCACAGUGAAGAUGAACCUGAAUGGUUUUCUGAAGGGCCUACUACUGUUAACGAAACUAUUGAACUUGGAGGUAUUCUGGAAGAAUCGUUGGAGUGUGAAAGUGAUUUGGCUGCAAACAACAUCGAGAUAAAAAGCAAGUCAGAGAUAAUAGGUGGUGACAAACUAGUAAAAGCAAACACCAGCACAGCAAAUGUCUUUGCCCAACAACCUCCUGGGUCCAAAAGUGGUGUCUUUUCAGAAAUACCAACCAAAGGCGCUAUAGGUGCUGCGGCUCCUCUAGUCGAGAAUCAAGGAAGCCGUUUCAAGCACCUUUUUCAAAAGAACGAAUCAUCAGAUGAGAACACACGGCCCAGCAAUUAUAGUCAAAAGCAAGCUCCUUUAGACAGUAUCAAUGCUCAGCUACUAAAGCUACUGAAAGGUUCGUGUGGAGACCCUUCAAGUCUUCACAGUCUUGAGAUGAAUAGUGCUCUUCAGGUCGAAAACAAACUUCGUUCAAUCCUUCUUGGAUGUAGCGCUGUCGCGGUACCAAGUGUUGAUCACGAAAAAAAGGAAUUCAGUGAAUCGAAGCCAAAAGUACUCACUGUUGAAGAAAUUGAGGCCCAACUGAAGUCACCUCACGAGUGCUUAACAGAUGUAAUCAGACCAGCUAAUACAACUGUUGGUUCGCUACCUCAAAUCUCAGUCCCUCUACUGAUAGAUGACCAAGCAAUUAAAUCUCACGGUGUGCCUAUCGAUUCUUCAAAGAACGAUGAACAUUUUGCUAAGCCGGAAACGACUUCCAAUUUGGUAUCCAUUUUACAAUCACUUAUGAUCAAAACACAGCAUCAAAGGCCAAUUUGCUCUCAGUCAAUGAACAUACAUAACUCCUCACCCUUUGGACUUUUUUCAGGCCCUAUGGCUGAUUCUGUCUCAGCAAGUGGGCGUAUUAAUCAGCUGCAGCGUCCAGAUAUGCCUCGAAAUUUGGCUUCUGAUGUGGGUCCACCAUCACAAGGUACAAGUUUUUCUAUCGAUUAUUCAGUAGGUUUUCUUCGUAACUUGUGGGAUGGAACGAGGGAUGUAACUUAUUCAAAACCACAGCUUCAGUCCCCAGCUUUGUAUCCUGACUUACCUAGACCACAACCUUUCGCCUCAGGACCGCCUGGAAGGCCGAUAGUAAAAGGUCAACAGAAUAUGUUCUCCAGUCACAUUCCAGGACGGUCAGCUGGUGCUGUUUACGACAGGAACCCUAUGUCUAUAGAUUCUUCGAUACAGCAAGUCAGUCGCCGACUUCUCGGUAUGAAUUUGAAACAGUAUCAUCUUGGCAGCAAUGAGUCAUCAGAUCUGUUGAAUGACUCUUCUGGAGCUCUGUCUUGUCACAGGCUAAACUAUGGGAACUCAUUCUUAUAUCAAAAUCCUAGUCUGUCUUUGCCAUCUACCACUUUUUUUAACAACAUUUCAGCUUACCCGAGUUUAGCUUCUACGCAGUUGCAACAACAAACUAUAGCUAACAGUGGUCGAACAAAUAAUGAUAACCUAACUCUACUUUCACAGCUGAUGGAAUGGGAAAGACUCAAACAACCAUCUGGCGUUAACUCGACCUUCAGUGAGAUCAAAGCCAAAACGUUGGAAGAGAUCGAACGAUUGGAAUCUUGAAGAAAUAAUAUCCUUUUUUAAGUUUUCAAAACAUUUUUUGUACCCAGAUUAAACUUACAGAUCCUGUCGGAUCAAUUCAUUCCUUUCUAGGUCUCAUGCAUUUUAACUGUACAAGACCUGUGUGUAAUUUUCAUAUUCGCUGAAUAAUGUACAUAGUCUAAAAUUCCCUGUUAACACCUGGGACUGACAUCUUUGUAAAAUAUGCCGUUUUAUAGAGUUACUCAGAGCUAUGGAGACUCUGGAUCUUGUGAAUAUUGUCUUCAGUGCUGGUCACUCAGCCACAAAUAUUCUUUGGUUUUCUUCCCAGUUACAUCAUGUGGGUGCUAUGUUUAUUCUCUUUAUGCCUUAUUUUGUUGAGUUACUAUAUUUUAUGCAUUUCGUUUACGUAAGUUUGCGUUACACUGUUUCUCAAAAAUUUCGGAUUAGAAAAGUGUUCUUUUGG
Molecule: messenger RNA, 3092 nt
Organism: Heterobilharzia americana
Lineage: Eukaryota; Metazoa; Platyhelminthes; Trematoda; Strigeidida; Schistosomatidae
Source: the annotation of a GenBank genome assembly